AUGACACAGUGCCUGACAGAAUGCAAAGCGCUGGUCACUCCAUCCACGCGCAAUGGCCACCGUGUCUUCAGCUACACUCUGGAGAGCCACACCGCCGCUGCGUUCAGGAUUAUGAACGAGCUGCGGCUGGAGAGGCAGCUCUGCGACGUGACGCUCAGAGUGUGCUACAAAGACCUGGAGGCCGUGGAGUUUGUCGCUCACAAAGUAGUGCUGGCUUCAUCAUCGCCGGUGUUUAGAGCCAUGUUCACCAACGGUCUGAAGGAGUGCGGGAUGGAAGUGGUCCCCAUCGAAGGGAUUCAUCCAAAGGUUAUGGAACGACUUAUUGAGUUUGCCUACACAGCAAGCAUCUCUGUUGGGGAAAAGUGUGUGAUCCAUGUCAUGAAUGGGGCUGUUAUGUACCAGAUCGACUGCGUGGUCAAGGCUUGCUGCGAUUUCCUUGUGCAGCAACUUGAUCCCAGCAAUGCUAUCGGCAUAGCCAACUUUGCCGAACAGAUCGGUUGUACAGAGCUGCACCAGAAGGCACGAGAAUACAUCUAUUUGAACUUUAGUGAGGUUGCAACACAAGAAGAAUUUUUCAACCUGUCCCACUGCCAGCUGGUGAACCUCAUCAGCCGAGACGAGCUCAAUGUGCGCUGUGAGUCGGAGGUGUUUCAUGCCUGCGUGGCGUGGGUGCGGUACGACCGGGAAAACCGGAAGCCGUACGUCCAGGCCCUACUUCAAGCUGUCCGCUGUCACUCACUCACCCCAAACUUCCUGAAGACUCAGCUCCAGUCUCUGGAGUGGGAUCCAGAGUGUAAAGACUACUUAGCUCAGAUUUUUCAGGACCUCACCUUGCACAAACCCACAAAAGUCAUCCCAUGCCGUACCCCGAAGGUUCCACAGCUGAUCUAUACUGCGGGGGGCUACUUCCGACAGUCUCUAAGUUUCCUGGAAGCGUACAACCCCUUGGGAGGGAGAAACAACGCACCCGAUGGAAACAUGGACUCAAACGCACUAGACUGUUACAACCCCAUGAACAACUGCUGGCUUCCCUGUGCCCCGAUGAGUGUGCCACGAAACAGGAUUGGAGUGGGAGUCAUUGAUGGCAUGUUGUAUGCAGUGGGAGGAUCGCAUGGAUGUAUUCACCACAACAGCGUCGAAAGGUAUGAUCCAGAGAAAGAUGAGUGGAGUUUGGUGGCCCCCAUGUUGACCCGCCGCAUUGGUGUCGGAGUGGCCGUCAUUAACAGGCUGCUCUAUGCCGUUGGGGGCUUCGACGGAGCCAACCGCCUCAGCUCCUGUGAGAGCUACAACCCAGAGAGGGACGAGUGGAAGUCCAUGUCCUCCAUGAACACGGUUCGCUCGGGAGCAGGUGUAUGCUCUCUUGGAAAUCACAUCUUUGUGAUGGGAGGCUAUGAUGGUACCAAUCAAUUGAACACAGUGGAGUGCUACAGUGUGGAAACUGACGCAUGGAGUUUUGCAGCCUCCAUGAGACACAGGCGCAGCGCUCUGGGAGUCACUGCUCUUCAUGGACGUAUUUAUGUGUUGGGAGGUUAUGAUGGCAACACGUUUCUGGACAGUGUGGAGUGCUAUGACCCUGAGAGCGACACAUGGGCUGAAGUGACCCACAUGAUGUCGGGGCGGAGUGGUGUGGGUGUGGCUGUCACCAUGGAGCCCUGUCCAAAGGCCAAUCUUCCCCAGGCUCAGCUGCCACUCACGUUGUUUCACCACAUUGUAGCAAAAAGAUCAACUGAAAAGGUAAGAGCAAACUCCAGGAUGAUCCCAGUGGGGGAGUUCAGAAACUUGGGUUCAGAGCAGAACCAAAAGUACCGGGUACUGAAGCCCUGGUGGGAUGUGUUCUCCGAAUACUUGUGCCUCGCCAUGCUCAUGAUCGGAGUCUUUGGAUGCACUUUACAGCUUACCUCAGAAAAAAUUGCUUGCCUGCCGAACCGCUUCACCAGCCCUACACCAAACGCUAUUGACUGCAGCCACAUCAGGAACUAUGGAGAAAACGACACAUUGGAAAUUCCAGUGAACCCCAUCAUUCAGGAAGUGAGAGGACAUAAAAACGACCUUGACAUCCAUCAAUAUGUGUUUGUCAACGCUUACUGCUACACAUGGUUUGUCCACUGGUUCGCCAAGUUCUUCCCAUAUCUGGUUGUCAUUCACACCAUGGUCUUCAUGGUGGCGAGCAGCUUCUGGUUCAAGUACCCUGGGACCUCGUCUAAAAUUGAACUUUUCGUUUCCAUUCUGGGGAAGUGCUUUGAUUCCCCGUGGACAACUAGGGCCUUGAGUGAGGUUUCUGAAGAGAGAGGGGAGGAGAAGCUGGUGAGUUUGAGAAGGAAUACUGUUUCUAAAAACCCCUCAGAGAAAAACAGGAUAGACAAUGAGGAGACAGUGGGUCUUCUUCGCUCCUCAUCGGUUAAAUCUAACCCCGAAAAAAAAUCUGUCGAGCCUCAGUUGACAGCCACAGCUUUGGAUAAAAAAGAAGGGGAACAAGCCAAAGCACUGUUUGAAAAAGUGAAGAAACUGCGUACCCAUGUGGAGGAGGCAGAUCUCUUGUAUGUCAUGUAUGUGCUGCAGACCUCAUUAAAAGUACUGAAGUUUCUAUUUGUUAUGAUCUACGCUACAGUGCUGGUGCAUAACAUUCAGAUUGUGAUUCGCUGCAAGGUUCCCCCCGAACUGACAGGUUUUAACAUCUUCUGCUGCAAUCACAACAAGGCCCCUCUUUUCUCAAAGCUUGCCUACUGCUAUAUUUGCUUUGUUGGAGUUUACGGCCUGGUUUGCAUCUAUACUCUCUACUGGCUCUUCCAUCGCCCCCUGAAGGAGUACUCCUUUGAGCAAGUACGAUUUGAAACUGGCAUCAGUGACAUACCUGAUGUAAAAAAUGACUUUGCCUUCCUGCUGCAUCUUGUCGACCAGUACGAUUCUUUGUACUCCAAAAGAUUUGCCGUUUUUUUGUCCGAAGUCAGUGAAAGCCGCUUGUACCAUCUCAACCUCAACUACGAGUGGACAGAUAAAAAGCUACGCACUCGUCUUGCCAAGAACUUGAGCAACCGUUUGGAGCUGCAUUUGUUAAUGUUGCCCGGACUUCCUGACACAGUCUUUGAGCUUAAUGAGGUGGAAGCUCUCAAACUGGAACAAGUAAAAAAUGUCACCUUUCCUCCCAGUGUGGCAAAGUUGGAUUCCCUACAAGAGCUCUCAUUGAUCUACUGCCCUGCAAAACUCCAACUGCCCGCACUGAACUUUUUCCAAGAGCAUUUAAAAGUACUGCGUUUAGCUUUUGAGAGUCUAGAGGAGCUCCCAUUGUGGAUGUACACUUUGCAUGAACUGGAAGAGUUGCAUCUAAACGGCCCAUUAAGCCAUGAGGCGUCACGGAGUGCAAGUUUGGAUUCCCUCAGAGAUCUGAAAUCUUUAAGGUUUCUUAAUCUUCGCUGCACCUUGACUAAAAUCCCAACCAGUGUUGGAGAUGUGGCCUUACAACUGCAGCGUCUUAGCAUCAACAACGAAGGAGGAAAACUUCAGGCAUUAAGCAGUCUAAAGAAGUUAACUAGUCUAGUGUCAUUGGAGCUGGUUAGCUGUGGAUUGGAACGCAUCCCAAGCGCCAUCUUCAGCUUAAGUAAUCUUCAGGAGUUGGACUUAAAAGAGAACAAGCUGUCGACUGUGGAGGAAAUUCUCAGUUUACAACAUUGCCAGCGUUUAACAACACUAAGAUUGUGGCACAACAAAAUCACAUACAUCCCAGAUCACAUAAGUAAGCUGCAUUCGCUGGAGGUUUUGGACGUGAGUUGGAACAAGAUCCAAAAACUUCCUUCGCGUCUUUUUUAUUGCACCAAGUUGCGCCAUCUGGACGUGUCGCACAACCGGCUCACCGCGCUGCCGAUAGAGGUGGGGAUCCUACAAGGGCUUCAGUUCUUCUCCGCUGCAUUCAACUCUCUAGAGAUCCUUCCUGAGGAGUUGUUCUCUUGUAAACGCCUCAGAACUCUUGCUAUAGGAAGCAAUUGUUUGUCAUAUCUGAGCCCAAGGGUGUCCAGUCUAACACAGCUGGUGCGGCUGGAGCUUAAAGGAAACCGUUUUGGGGCUCUGCCUGUGGAGCUGAAGGACUGUCCACAACUCGCCCUGAGUGCAGUCAUAGUGGAGGACAGUCUCCUGGAACAGCUGUCUACAGAUGUGGAGGCAAAGCAGCCGCAAGAGGAGGCCAAUGGAGACGAUGUCAGUCAGUGA
Molecule: messenger RNA, 4200 nt
Organism: Knipowitschia caucasica
Lineage: Eukaryota; Metazoa; Chordata; Actinopteri; Gobiiformes; Gobiidae
Source: the annotation of a GenBank genome assembly